AUGAGUUACAGUAGACAUAAUCAACCAACGAAAUAUGAUCAAGAAGCAUCAACUAAUAUUGAUAUGGAUCUAAAGAUUUCAAGAACAUCAAAAUAUGAAAAGAAUCAACUAGAAGUCAAACAAUAUUUAUACGAUAUAAUAACACCUACAUAUCCUGAUCUCUUUACUAAGAAGUUCAGUAUAGAUAAUGUCAAUGGAUUAUCUACAAUUGAUUUAAUGGAAAUGUUAAAAGAUGGUGAAGUCUUAUGUAAAUUAGGUUCAUUAAUUCCCAUCCCCAAUAAUCCAACAUCAAAAUUUAAGAAUUCUCGAAUGGCAUUUAUACAAAUGGAAAAUAUUUCAUUCUUUUUAAAAUUAUGUGAAUUAGUUGGAGUAUCACAUGAUGAAAUAUUCCAAACGGUUGAUCUUUAUGAACUGAAAGAUCCUUAUCAAGUUAUAAUUACAUUAAUGUCAUUAUCGAGAAUUGUUAAUUCAAUUGAUUCAAAUGUGUUCAAAUAUGUUAUUGGACCAAAACCUCCUAAAGUUAAACCUAAUGUUCCUACAAAACCACUUAGUUUAAAGACGCAAUAA
This is a messenger RNA of Hemisphaericaspora subhashii, 567 nucleotides long. RefSeq names its product Scp1p (gene SCP1). Bases 1 to 567 code for a protein of 188 amino acids. The record is from RefSeq and is a predicted model, not a curated record. The transcript has a single exon. Gene Ontology annotation, molecular function: protein binding. Lineage: Eukaryota; Fungi; Ascomycota; Pichiomycetes; Serinales; Debaryomycetaceae.